Molecule: messenger RNA, 2043 nt
Organism: Chaetomium fimeti
Lineage: Eukaryota; Fungi; Ascomycota; Sordariomycetes; Sordariales; Chaetomiaceae
Exons: 1
Coding region: 1-2043 (680 amino acids)
Source: RefSeq, a predicted model, not a curated record
AUGGCAAACUCCGAUAUCGACGAGUUUCUCCGGGCGGCAUCGACGCGUCGAUCAAGCGUCGCCCACAUUCAAGGCUCGCACGGCAGCGGCAAGAGCACGGUGGUGAUCCCCCACAUCUGGCGCGCCAUCCAGUCCGACGAGUCCGUUACCAUGGCGUACAUUCAGCCCACAAAUGCUCAGGCGAUUCUCCUCGGCAGAUUUCUACGUUCGUCCGGCGAUACCACGAUGGCGAACGGCCUUGACGAUAAGCGGCUGAAUCUCUGGAGCUUCGAAGAUGCGCUGCCCAAGAUGCUGGAUCCCGCCCAGACGUUACAUGGCAACAUGGUGGUGUGCUUAGACCUUGAUGUCGGGCCAACCGCAUACGGCGAAUUCCUGCUCGCCUGUCUGGUCGAGAAAGCCAUGCAGGUAUACAGCGCCAAAAACGGGCACGACCGCCUCAUCCUAUUCACUCUCGGCGCCAUGGAGCAUCGCUAUCCGACCAAGCUCGAGCCGUUCACAAACCCGGUCGUGAUUCAUUAUGGCGGCCACAGCAGAGCGCCUGAGCCACGUCACAUCGAAUCCCUGGAGGGUAAGCCCGUCUUCCGUAUAAUGAUGGACAUGAAAGACGCUGGCGGGGGUGUGCUGCUUGUCUUCUCUGGCAUUCCCGACUUGCGUUCCGACAUGAUGAGAGAACUGACGAACUACUAUCGCGGCACCCAACAUAGUAUGGAAGUGUACAGACUUACCACCACUAACCUCCGCAACGGGUCGUUCGUCGAGUGGAUCGACAGCCUCAAGGGAUGUGCGGUGGUCAUGGUUGAUCCGUCGAUCAACAUCUCUCUGCCGUUCCGCCAUGUCCACGCGGUGUUCUACGCCCUGGACACGCGGAGGCCGGUGCUUGACAGCUCCACGGGCUUGUUCCUCCGCCGAGAGGUGAGGUCCAGCGAACCCGAGUUCGCCGUUUAUCGAAGCCACGCCGUCCCAGCCCCGGAUGUUCCAAGUCCGCAAGUGUUAGCGGUGGGGCCGGAACCUCAGCGAACCCUAUCAGCAGUGCCCUUCCCGCACGCAUACGGUUCCGAGCUUUUGGUCCUUGCCCUCCUUGCCUUCCAGAAAUGGCCGAUCCCCGUUGACGAAAUGCCUCUGGUGCACCUCGGCGUUCCGGAUCAUGCCAAGUGGCGAGAGGCUAGCGGCUUACUUCAAGGCAUGGGCAUGCUUGUCGAGGAUAACCAAGCCGCGAGUGGCUGGCGCAUCACCUCACCCGGCCGCAGAGCCAUAUCCUGGCUUCCGCACACUAGCAACUGGCGUGUUGCCGUCCUGCUCUCGUAUGUGGAAAAGACUGCACUAGAUCUCGAAAAGCGCGUCCUGAUCCGCCUAGCGGCCAUCAUUGAGGCUGAUGUUCCCUUCGCAAUUAAACCGCCCAUGACACGGGCAUUGAUGCGGGGUCUCAAUGCGGCGGCUUGUGGCCCGGCUGCCACAAUGGUCGACUAUGGGCAUCUAUGGGUCGCGUUAUCGGUAUGGGAGGCAGUGCGGCGCCGGACAGACAACUUCGCUGACGAGUCCACGCACGGUGAUUUGAUGGCGCCCGCUGACCUAGGGGUACUGCAAGGUGGCUACGACAUAUAUAAACGAGUGGUCGCCCUGGAGAAGAUGAUGGACAUGCCCCCUGAGUCGGCCGCCUCCAUGGACAAGGCACUCACCCCUCCUGAGUUGUUCAAGGUUCAGCUGGCUCUGGCACGUGUUUGGUUGAGUAACCUAUUUUGGGUCCCCAAGAGCUGGAAACAGUCCGGGGGUGAUACGAGACUGGCAACGUGUUUUGCCAACCGUGACGCCAUUCUUAUCGACACAAUAACAGAGUCCAUCGUUAUGGAGGGCCUUGUCGAUAACCAUGGUCUCUACGCUACGGCGUUGGACAUCAUCUACGGCGAUGAGGGGCUGCGGGCCUGGAACACUGUUCUGAUCGACGGCCGCUGUCUCCGUCGGAUCCACCAACGGAUGGGGGGUGCGCCAGACAUUUACUCGGCAUUUUCGAGUGUUUAUGCACACCGUGGUCGGGACGCAAAGUAA